AUUGUGAUCGUGAGUUUCGAAGGCCCCAAACUCCGAGCUAUGCUAGCAAGAGAGGAAAAAGUGAAACCCUAUCGGCCCUCGGAUUUUGCUCGCAUACAUCCAAUGACCCACACAUAUCGAGGUGGUCAUGAGGCCUAACCGCGUGACCCAGGUGCCCGGAUUUUGGUGCAGUUCAAGGCAAGGAGUGUCAGACGUCGACAAGGCCAGACAGAGGCGAGAAUCGCACCACGCCUUGCCGCCUGCCAGGAGGUCUUUGGGAACGUAGGCUCUCAAUCGAAAACGUGUCGUAUCUGUCCUUCUUCGCUACCUGUCUCGGAGAACCCGCUUGGCUGUAUUACGGCAGCGAACCGUUCGACAAAACGGGUGAGAGCGCCCGCCCCUGCUCUCUGUCAAAAAGAUUGAUUUUCGCGCUGGUUUCGUCAUCAACAGACGCGACACGACCUGUGAGAGAGAGGGAUGGGGGAGGAGCAAAAGGGAGCAGCAUCAUCCGUGCCCCCGUGGUCACUGUCGCACUCGCACCUCGUACGCCAUCUGCGUUCACUUCACCUAUUCACGGCAGAAGCAGUCGGGACAUCGAUGCUGCUCCAUGCUCGUGUGAUCUUGCGUUAUUAUUGAGAAUUUUGACACUCACGACGGCGCUGUGUUUCGACGUGAACAUCAGGCCGAGAAGCGUCGUUGUAUCGGAAGAAAGCCUCCGCAGAUCAUCCGGUAUUUUUAGCUGUCCCCUGGACGCGAUGGCAAGUAGAGGUUCAUGUUCGCAGACGGUGUUUAUCGGCAAACGUGACUUCAGGAAAAAUCGCCGUAAAGCAGCAGACAAGCAGUUCAUGCUGACGGCUUGUAAACCCGGCUUCUUGCUUUUAAACCCAGCGGACCAAAUAGACGUCUCCUGGUUGCAUUCGUGUACCAGAGUGGUUUGUCCUGACACGGAACUGCCCGCUACUGAAGGCGCUGCUAUACCACUUCUCAAUGCAAAUCGCGGAGGGAACUACCUGUGUUGAUCUGCGAACCAAAAGCAAGCUUCGUCGCCGUCUGGACACAUUAAAUGUGGCGCUUCAAGUCGAAAUGGCUCCACACAGUCCUGAUAGCGACAGCACUGUGUUCCACGGCAUGGCUUCUUAUCGUGGUUUUCAACGACAACGGAGUCAUACAUGCAAGAGGGCAAAUUGUCUUCUACCUUCCUCCCGACAGCCCACAGAGAUAUCCAGAUCAUCGGUCUUGGCAGAGUUCACCGGGCCACUUCGAGCUCAGCCGCCGUCAGUACUUGCAUCCAUGUCCCUAUAUUAUCAACAUUGAAGACACGUGUCGUGGAAAUUCCACUCAAAGCAAUACCACCCAAGACAUAGACUACCUCUUCCUUGUGUCUUCAGCAGUUCCGAACUUUGGCCAUCGCAAAGCCAUUCGGGACUCCUGGGGAAGGGACGUGCUUGCCUUCGGCAAUAAUAGACUCGCCUUCUUGUUAGGUAGCCCCAACAGCACUCUUCUACAGUCAGCGGUUGAAAGUGAAUCUGCGCUCUACUCAGAUAUCAUACAAGGGAACUUCAGCGACACAUACCGAAAUGUCACCCUGAAGUCCGUCAUGAUGCUACACUGGACCACGAAAUAUUGUCCUGGUGUACGGUUCCUCGUGAAAGUGGACGAUGACACGUACCUGAAUGUUCCGAACUUGGUCGAGGCGCUUCGAGUGCAGCGCACUGACACCAUUUAUGGUAUGUUGUACCAUUUGACGUCAGCAAUUCGAUCGUUGGAAAGCAAGUGGUACGUGACUGUCGAGGAAUACCCCGGUGACACGUACCCUGACUACGUAGGUGGUGCGGCAUAUGUGAUAGGUGGAAGAGUGGUAGAGUUGCUGUACAAUGCAACGGGUGCUGUGAAGCCGUUUUCCAUGGAAGACGCGUACAUCACGGGUACGUGCGCGCAACGCGUUGGCAUCCCUCGUGUGCUCUUGCGAGGCGUCUCCACACUCAAGUUGUCUUCCGUAUGUGAACACAAGAAUGCCAUCGCGGGGCACUAUGUCACACCCAGUGAAAUGGUAUUCCUUUGGAGUACGCUACAACGCACCGUCCUAUCUUGCCAUUAUGUCAUCUUCAACUGGUAUUUUUGUAAUUGUGCCGCCAGCUAGUCUGUAUAUACCAUAGCCAAUAGUUUAUUGAAUCCUGAUAAUGUGCGCGGAGUUGCUGGAAAAGCAACGGAGAGAUACUUGAUGAAUUCAUCAGCGUGGUUUUGUUUCUCAAUAGCAAGGUUACGCCUGGGCAGAAGUUCCCAGCAACGGUAAUACAUUGCGUGAGAACACUCACUUUGCAUUAC
Ornithodoros turicata is the source of this 2304-nucleotide messenger RNA. Its product is annotated as beta-1,3-galactosyltransferase 5-like. The transcript is spliced from 5 exons. The coding region runs from base 1043 to 2119 and encodes 358 amino acids. Gene Ontology annotation, cellular component: Golgi membrane. The record is from RefSeq and is a predicted model, not a curated record. Gene Ontology annotation, molecular function: hexosyltransferase activity. Lineage: Eukaryota; Metazoa; Arthropoda; Arachnida; Ixodida; Argasidae.